Molecule: messenger RNA, 1182 nt
Organism: Triticum dicoccoides
Lineage: Eukaryota; Viridiplantae; Streptophyta; Magnoliopsida; Poales; Poaceae
Product: putative receptor-like protein kinase At3g47110
Exons: 1
Biological process (GO): protein phosphorylation
Molecular function (GO): protein binding; ATP binding; protein kinase activity
Source: RefSeq, a predicted model, not a curated record
AGUAUACCUGUGGAUAUUGGCAAUCUGGCUGGUUUGGGAACAUUAUCGAUAGCAAAUAAUUCCAUGUAUGGAGUGAUUCCAGAGAGCAUCUGUAAGCUACAAAACUUGAUUGAGCUAUACUUGUAUAACAAUAGCUUGUCUGGCUUCAUACCACAAUCGCUAGGAAACCUUUCCGAGUUGAAUAAGCUUGUUGCACGAAAUUGCGCCUUGGAGGGUCCGAUUCCAGCAAGCCAAGGAGAGUUAAAAAACCUCAUUGUACUUGAAUUGUCAAAGAAUUACCAUCUUAACGGUUCAAUGCCCAAAGAGAUUUUCAAAUUGCCCAGCCUUUCAUGGUAUUUGGACUUGUCAUACAAUUCCCUUUCUGGACCCAUUCCUAACGAAGUAGGUAGUUUGACAAACCUUAACCCACUUACUCCAUCAGGAAACCGGUUGUCUGGCAAGAUACCUGAAAGUAUUCAGAAUUGCAAAGUGUUGGAAUGGCUAUCAUUAGACAGCAAUUUGUUUGAGGGAAGCAUACCUCAGUCAAUAAAAAUUAUAAAUGGGCUCCAUCAAUUGAACCUGACCAUGAAUAAGUGGUCUGGUAAUAUUCCUGAUGCCAUUGGCAAUAUUGGAAACCUGCAAGAAUUGUAUCUAGCAAAGAACAACCUCUCAGGGUCAAUCCCAUUAGUUCUACGAGGCGAGGUGCCAAAGGAAGGUGUUUUCAGAAACAUCACUUACUCAGCGGUUGCUGGGAAUGUCAAUUUGUGUGGUGGUACACCUCAACUUCACUUGCAUCCAUGCCCCACAAGCCACUUAACCAAGAACAAAAGAAAGAUGCCAAAGUAUCUUCUAAUUUCUCUAGCGACAGUUGAAACAAUCUUGUUCUCACUUUUAGUUAUUCUUCUUAUUUGGAUACUUAAGAAGAUCAAACCAGGCCAGAAGAUAUUGCCGCAAAAUUCAUUUGUUGACAACCAUUACAAGAGAAUCCCGUAUCAUGCAUUAUUGAGAGGAAUUAACGAGUUUUCAGAAGUUAACUUGCUUGGGAGAGGAAGUUAUGGUGUAGUUUAUAAGUGUGUUUUGGACACUGAAGAAAGAACAUUGGCCGUCAAGGUGUUCAACCUUGCUCAGUCAAGACAUUUCAAGAGUUUGGAGGGUGAAUGUGAGGUCAUGAGAAUGAUAAGACACUGUUGUCUCAUUAAGAUC